Pyrus x bretschneideri (Chinese white pear) is the source of this 2042-nucleotide messenger RNA. RefSeq names its product berberine bridge enzyme-like 15. Gene Ontology annotation, molecular function: oxidoreductase activity; FAD binding. The record is from RefSeq and is a predicted model, not a curated record. The coding region runs from base 16 to 1665 and encodes 549 amino acids. Lineage: Eukaryota; Viridiplantae; Streptophyta; Magnoliopsida; Rosales; Rosaceae. The transcript has 2 exons.
ACGAAGCAAUUAGGCAUGAAGCAUCCAAUUCCAAACGCUUCAAUUUUCUCACUGUUUCUUCUCCUGAUUUCAACUCCAUGGGCACAUCCUCUAGCUUCAUUACAAGAAGAUUUCAGCCAAUGCCUCUCGGAAAAAUCUGAGAUUUCAAUCCCAUUCUCCACGGCCUUGAUCACCCCCAACAAUUCUACAUUCCUCCCAUUCCUACAAUCCUCAGCACAAAAUCUUAGGUACUUGGUCCCUACAGCGCCAAAGCCUCAGUUUAUCUUCACACCAUUGCAUGAUUCCCACGUCCAAGCUGCUGUCAUUUGCUCAAAGCAGCUUGGAAUCCACCUCAGAGUCAGAAGUGGAGGCCAUGAUUAUGAGGCCGCCUCUUAUGUCUCCCAAAUCGAAACGCCUUUCGUCGUUGUAGACCUGGCCAAGCUUCGAUCAGUCAUCGUUGAUAUCCAAGAUAACAGUACAUGGGCUCAAGCUGGUGCCUCCAUUGGUGAGGUUUACUACAGAAUUGCAGAGAAGAGCAAAACACAUGGCUUCCCUGCCGGGCUUUGCACGAGUCUAGGCGUUGGUGGGCACAUAACCGGAGGUGCAUAUGGCUCCAUGAUGAGAAAAUAUGGCCUUGGAGCCGACAAUGUCAUCGAUGCAAAAAUCGUUGACGUGAGUGGGAGAGUUCUCGAUAGAGCAGCAAUGGGAGAAGACCUUUUUUGGGCAAUCAGAGGAGGAGGAGGAGGAAGCUUUGGAAUCAUUCUCUGGUGGAAGAUAAAGCUGGUUCCCGUUCCGGAAACCGUCACAGUUUUUACUGUUCCUAAAACCUUGGAAACAGGCGCUACAAAAGUCCUACAUAAAUGGCAACAAGUAGCUGCCACUGAGCUCGAUGAAGAUCUCUUCAUGAGAGUCGUCAUACAAGUGUCAGAAGGUAGCAAAACUGGCAAUAAAACUGUCACAACUCUUUACCAAGCCCAAUUCCUUGGAGGUGCUGAUAGAUUGCUUGAUGUUGUUCAAACCAGCUUCCCUGAGUUGGGAUUGACCAAAAAAGAUUGCACAGAAACAAGCUGGCUCAAAUCUGUGAUGUACAUAGCAGGGUACCCAAGUUCGACCCCACCUGAGGUUUUGCUUGAAGGAAAAUCUACGUUCAAGAACUACUUCAAAGCCAAAUCAGAUUUUGUAAAAGACCCAAUUCCUGAAAGUGGGCUUGAAGGGUUUUGGAAGAGGCUGAUGGAGGAAGAGUCUCCUCUAGUAAUUUUAAACCCAUAUGGUGGAAUGAUGGGUAGAAUUUCAGAGAGUGCAAUCCCUUUCCCCCACAGAAAAGUUCUCUUCAAAAUCCAGUACCUGACCACAUGGCAGGAUGAGAAAGAAGAUGAAGGAAAGCACAUGGAUUGGAUCAGAAAGCUUUACAACUACAUGGCCCCUUAUGUCACAAUGUUUCCAAGGCAGGCGUAUGUGAAUUAUAGGGAUCUUGAUUUGGGGGUUAACAAGAAGAGUAACAUAAGCUUCAUUGAGGCAAGUGCUUGGGGGAAUAGGUAUUUCAAGGACAACUUCAACAGGUUGAUUAAAAUUAAGAGCAAAGUUGAUCCUGAUAAUUUCUUCAGGCAUGAACAAAGCAUCCCUCCUCUUCCACUCCCUGCAAGAUCUAGAACUCGAGGCCAUCACCAUACAAAACAGAACAGCUAGAUUAUGGUGUUUGCAGCAUGGUAAGUAAGGAUUUGUUUGGUUUGAUAAGUGUGCUUUGUUGAAGGGACUACUUAGCCAAUUAUACCUGGUAUAGUGAUUUUCACAUCCCGGUUUCUCUAUUUGCACUCGUCUCUUUGCUUCCGCCUGUAGUUAUUUUUUAUUUUGUUCGAUCUAAAAACAAGGAGAGAAAUGCAUAGGAGAAAAAGAAAGUGCGAAAAUCACUUACCAUUCUAUAUAGACUAGAAUAAAGUCAUCGAAGAAGUAUCUUGGUCUCGUGAUCCAACUGUUGUAGAAAAGUGAUGUUAUUGUAACUGAUAUGAGGGUUGCAAUAAUGUGUUUGUAGGAGAUAAUUGAAAUAAAAGUUUCUUUUUAUUUCA